AUGCCUUACCUUCUGGACAGCGUGUGCACCAUCAUCGGGGUCUUUUACAAGUAUGCCAAGCGGCACGGAGACAGCUCCACCCUGAACAGGAGGGAGAUGAAGAGGCUCAUCCGGAAGGAGUUUGCCCAGGUCAUAGAGAACCCUCGUGACCCCAAGACAGUUGAGCUGACGUUCCAGAUGCUAGACACCAAUGGAGAUGGUUUGGUGGACUUCAACGAGUACCUUCUCCUCAUGUUCAAAGUAGCUAAGGCUUGCUACAGCCAACUGAAGCCAAGAGAAGGCCUCCUUCAGAGAGAAGAAGCUGGCAAAGCUCCACAUAGAGGCGAACCGCAGAGACAUGAAAGGGACAAUCUCCAGGUUUGGGAUGAGGCAAGGAAAGAAAGAAACAUCCGUGAGAGAGAAGAUUCUCGCCAGACAUACUUUCAUCCAAAUGAAGCUACUGAACGAAGCCAAGAGCGGAGGCAUCUGCGUGAGCCUGUAGCACAAAUGGAUGACAGGAGCCACCAAGCUCAAGAUCAUCAUGAGAGAGACCGUCCAUCCCAUGAGCCCCAGGAACUGGAAGAUGGCCAAACAUAUGAGUAUGAACAACAAGCCCCAAAUACACAUCGGGAGGCCCAUGAUUUUGAGCCACAAAGGACUGAAGCAAGAUAUCAUCAAGUAAGACAAAGGGAACCACCAGCUGAAGAAGACCAUCAGCACCAGUCGCAAGAUCUUCUCCCAAGAAACGAAAAGGAAAGACAGCAUCCAUCCCACGAUCCUCAGUCCUGGGAAGGUAAUGAAAGACAACACCAAGAAGUAAGAAACAGAAGGAGGGGAGAUUAUGCCAAAGACUUGGAAACUCAACAUGGAGUCAGGUCCCAGGAUAUUCGAGGUGACAAUGCUGAUGAGCAACUGGACCAAAUUCGUAACCGUGAACCACUGGAUGAAUAUGACUCAUUGCCCAGAGAAGAUAAGAGAAGACCUCAAAUAGCUGAUCCAGAAUGGGAGCAAAGGAGAAGCCAGAGACACGAGACUGAAACCAGAGAGAGAGCCAGAACUAAUGAUUCUGAAUGGAGAGAGCAAAGCAGGACAGGCCAGCAGCAAAGUGCACCUCAAGCUCGAGAGGCUGAACAUAAAGCAAAUCAACGAAAUGAGCCUCAAAUCCCUAAAGACCAGCAAAGCACAGCACAAGAUGCCAGAGCGGGAGGUGAGCCUGAAGCAUCUCAACCUGUAGAGAGAGAACAUGCUCAGGAACAAUCUGGCACACAAGAGAAGCCAGAAGCCCAGGACGUAACCCAGGAAGGAGAUGGUGACCAUCCUGUACCAACGGAGUUGGAGGAGGGCAAUGGAGGCAGUCCAAGGGCCAGAGAACCUCAGCCGCUGUUGGACGAAGAGGAGGAAAACCAGCCUGAUACAGAAGGACCACAACAUGGAGCUGAGAAGAUCCCUGAAUCCCUUGAUGCCUCCCAAGAUAAGCCAAGUUUUUUGUGUGAAAAAGUUCCUCCUGUGUGCAACCCACUCUAUGAAUACCUACUGGCUCAGAAGAAGGUGGAGGAACCAUAG
Molecule: messenger RNA, 1542 nt
Organism: Sceloporus undulatus (fence lizard)
Lineage: Eukaryota; Metazoa; Chordata; Lepidosauria; Squamata; Phrynosomatidae
Product: trichohyalin-like
Exons: 3
Coding region: 1-1542 (513 amino acids)
Molecular function (GO): transition metal ion binding; calcium ion binding
Source: RefSeq, a predicted model, not a curated record